Solanum dulcamara is the source of this 1641-nucleotide messenger RNA. Its product is annotated as zinc finger CCCH domain-containing protein 20-like. Gene Ontology annotation, molecular function: metal ion binding. Bases 16 to 1227 code for a protein of 403 amino acids. The record is from RefSeq and is a predicted model, not a curated record. The transcript has a single exon. NCBI's taxonomy places the organism in Eukaryota, Viridiplantae, Streptophyta, Magnoliopsida, Solanales, Solanaceae.
AGUGUGUUCUUAACCAUGGUUAAGACUCCACUUUUUUCACCCCUUUAUAUACAAACCGAUCAUCACCGCCUGAACUUCAUAACUCCAACUACGAUGAUCGGAGAAAGGAGUCGCCGGAUUUCGACUGUAGACGUUCCGCCGUGGCCGUACUCAGAUGAUCAAACGGCGAACAUGCACUUCAUGUUAAGCAGCCCUAGUACCCCAAAUUCCAUUUCUACCCCUAAUUUCAGUACUUUUGUUGAAGAUGAUUAUUCUCUGCUUUUCCAGCACGAUGGGGAAGAUAUGGAUGAAAUUGAGUUUGAAAAUCGGGAGAUUGAACUUCCGGUUGAUGUUUACGCUUGUGAUAAUUUCAGGAUGUAUGAAUUUAAAGUGAAGAGAUGUGAACGUGGAAGGUCACACGAUUGGACGGAAUGCCCGUAUGUUCAUCCCGGUGAAAAAGCUCGUCGGAGAGAUCCACGGAAGUAUCACUAUUCCGGUACUGCAUGCCCGGAUUUUCGUAAAGGGAUUUGUAACAGAGGUGAUGGAUGUGAGUUCGCACACGGCGUAUUUGAGUGUUGGUUACACCCUGGUCGCUAUCGUACGCAGCCGUGUAAAGAUGGUGGUAACUGUAAGAGAAGAGUUUGUUUCUUUGCUCACUCGCCUGAGCAACUCAGAGUAGUGUGUCCGGGUUCAGGUUCGGGUUCUGAUCCGUUUGAGAACUCACCUCGACGGUAUGUUAAAUAUUUGCAUUUUGUUUCAUCGCCUGAGUCGAGCUCGCCGCCGACGGAGUCGCCGCCGAUGUCUCCGAUGACGGCGGCGAACUCGUAUAACUCACUGAGUCGAUCACUCGGAUCGAACUCGGUGAAUGACGUAAUGACUUCUUUACGUCAGCUGCAGUUAAACAGGUUGAAUUCCAUGCCUUCAUCAUGGAAUGUACAAAUGGGUUCACCUGUACUCGGGUCACCCAGACGACCCGUUAUCCGACCCGGAUUCUGUAGCUUGCCAGCAACUCCAUCUGGAGAUCCGACCCGACCCAGGAACCGGUGUUUCGAUCUAUGGGAAAAAGGGGAAUGCGAAGAAGAACCUGUUAUGGAGAGAGUUGAAUCAGGGAGGGAUUUAAGGGUGAAGAUGUUUCAGAAGCUGAGCAAGGAGAAUCCACUCGAUGAUCCGGGUCACCCAAAUCCGGAUUUGCAUCCGGGUUCAGGUCCAAACCCGGAUGUCGGGUGGGUUUCGGAUUUGAUCCAGUAAAAAAAAAAUCAAGAAUCAUUGAUCAAUGGUGGGUCUUUUUUUUGUGCUUGUUUAAUUAACUUAGAUUUUUGGAAGCUAUAAAAUUGAAGGAGAUUAUGUAUAUUUUAUAUUUUAUAUAUAUAGUGUGAAUUUAGUGGUAGUAGAUAUGGGGAAUUAUGUUUGGUUGUAAAGGGGAAAGUGAAAAUUUUGGAACUUUUUUUGAGGAAGGAAAUUUAGGGAAGCCAUUAAAAAAAAAUAUUACCCCGAUCUUUGGAAGGAUUUCUUUAUUUUAUUAUAUAAACGUUUAGCCAAAAAUGGCAAAAGUGAAGAUGGGAAUGUAGUGUUGUUUUGAUAUUUGAAGAAUGGCAAAUUGUAAUCCUUCUAAUGUAUGUAUGUACAUUUAUUAUAAUAUUUGUAAUGUUUUUAUUUUUAUUA